GUAGCGUGUGUCCUCCACACUCUCUCCACACACACACCAUCUUCUUUUCCUUAUUAUUAUUAUUCAUUAUCAUCGAUUUUUUUUUUCCUUCAGUUGGUUCAGGCUUUCUCUCCACCACCAUGACAUCAAAUCAAACAUCCCUGAACCAAGCCAAGCUCGUUCUUCCAACCAAUGACCUCGAGCAACAACAUGCGACAACUCUCGAGAUCGAACCCGAGGAAACCUUUGACUACUCGAAACGAUCUCAGUGGCUGCGUGCGGCGGUGUUGGGAGCCAACGACGGUUUGGUCUCAACAGCGUCACUGAUGAUGGGUAUUGGCGCCGUGAAGCAGGACCUGAAGGUCAUGAUCCUUUCAGGGUUUGCAGGGUUGGUGGCAGGAGCUUGCAGCAUGGCCAUAGGUGAGUUUGUGUCUGUGUACUCGCAGCUUGACAUAGAGGUUGCCCAGAUGAAGAGAGAGAAAGAAAGGAUGUCUGGGAGUGACAGAGAAGAUAGCAACGAAGAAGAGAAAGAGGGUUUGCCAAAUCCUUUGCAGGCUGCAGCAGCAUCAGCUUUGGCUUUUUCUGUUGGUGCAAUGGUGCCAUUGCUUGCAGCGUCCUUUAUAAGGGAAUAUAAGGUGAGGAUUGCGGUGGUUGUGGCUGCUGUCACCGUCGCGUUGGUGGUGUUUGGUUGGUUAGGGGCUGCGUUGGGUAAGGCUCCGGUGUUUAGGUCUUCUAUGAGGGUCUUGUUUGGGGGUUGGAUGGCCAUGUUCAUCACCUUUGGUCUAACCAAGUUGAUUGGUUCAAGUGGACUCUAGAAUAGUUUCUUCUCCUUGUUUUGUAUGUGAUGUUAUGUGUUAUAGAUAUAGUUAUAGUUAUAACUGUGUUAAUUAUGCAGUUAUGUAGACUCUCUUUUCAUUUUUUGCUUAAAAAAAAUGAUGAGAUGAGACAUAGGUUAAAGAAAGUUGUUUUGAUUGGCAUAACUAUAGCACAAAAAGAGGGUAAGGUGUUUCAAAGUAUUGUAAUCUGUAAAUGGAGUUCUCUUUAUGUGUAUGAUGAUAAUUGAUAAAGCUUGGAGUUUUCUGUGGGUUGGUUUAUUAUCAUAUUUGGAUUAAUCAGUGAGGCAUGGUGUGUUAUUCUCAAAUUACUAAACAACGAAACAUGAUUUUUAUUUUUCUUAAA
Vigna unguiculata (cowpea) is the source of this 1158-nucleotide messenger RNA. RefSeq names its product vacuolar iron transporter homolog 2-like. The record is from RefSeq and is a predicted model, not a curated record. Gene Ontology annotation, biological process: intracellular manganese ion homeostasis. NCBI's taxonomy places the organism in Eukaryota, Viridiplantae, Streptophyta, Magnoliopsida, Fabales, Fabaceae. Gene Ontology annotation, molecular function: manganese ion transmembrane transporter activity.